Apis mellifera (honey bee) is the source of this 1166-nucleotide messenger RNA. It is a transcript of the gene l(2)41Ab, whose product is annotated as coiled-coil domain-containing protein 40. Gene Ontology annotation, cellular component: cytoplasm. The record is from RefSeq and is a predicted model, not a curated record. The transcript has 6 exons. NCBI's taxonomy places the organism in Eukaryota, Metazoa, Arthropoda, Insecta, Hymenoptera, Apidae. Gene Ontology annotation, biological process: axoneme assembly. The coding region runs from base 108 to 1166 and encodes 352 amino acids.
AUACAAUUGUUAGAAAUAUCGAAAUAAAAUGGUUUCCAAUGAUAUCAAAAGAUAACAGUGUAAGAAAAUGAUUUAUUAAACGAAGAGCGCAAUAUUGUGUUUGAAUUAUGGCAACUACAUUACAUAUUCUGAAUCCAAAUGAUAAUUUGAUGAAAAAAUUUCAAGAAACAUUACAUGCACAUUUAUUACAUGUUGAUAAUAAACUUUCAGAAGAAAUACUCAAUCUUGAAACAUCAAUAAAAUGUGCAGAAAAAGAAUUAGAGUCAGAAGCUAUACAACUUUAUCAAAUGCAGCAAGAUGUUCAACAUCAACAUACAAUAUUACAACAAUAUAUACAAGCAUUGUCAAAAGUCACAUUUUUGAGAGAAAAAAAAAAUAACAAUAUAGAAAAUGCUAAAGAAAUUCUAAAACAAAAUUAUUCAAAAUUGAAAGAAGAAAAAGAUAAAAAAGAAAAACUAUCUCAAAAAUUAAAAAAUAUGUUGGAAUUUCAUUCUUAUUUAUCUAAAUGGGAGAAAGAAUUAAAUAAUCAUUUAAUUAUAUCUAAACAAUUAUCAUUACAAGAUAUUAAUAGAAAUAAGAUAUUGAUUAAUAAAAAACAACAAAGAGAUUUCAUAUUAUAUCGAUUAAAAGAAGAAAUAUGGAAAAUUGAAUCAGAAAUAGCUUAUUUUGAUGAGCAAUUACAAAUUAAAAAUAAAGAAAAAGAAGAUGCUAAUAAAAUGAUAAUUGAUGCAAAUACAGAUUUAGAAACUCUGCAUACAGAACAUAAAGAUUUACAUAAUAUAUGGAAAUCUGUAGUAACUAAUAUUUCUAAAAGAAGUAAUAUUCACGAUCAAUUAUAUUUUGAACAAAAAGAAGCACAUAAAUUAUACAAUGGAUUGUUAUUAGAAAUACAAACACAACAAUUUUGGUUACGUCAACAAGGUUUUUUCGUUUCAUUAAGUCAACAAAGAGAAUCACAGUUAAGAGAAUUAAAUCUUCUUGAAAAGGAAAUUAUGAUAAUAGGACAAAAAAAUUUUAAAUUGGAAUAUGCAUUAGAAAUGCUUACAAAGGAAGAAGCAAAUGUAAAUAAAAUUAUAACUUCUCUUAAUCAAAAAUUAUCCCAUUACAAAACAAACUGGCAAUAUGGUAGAAAAAUUAAAAAUUCAAAUAACAAGCAUUCAGGAUAA